Molecule: messenger RNA, 698 nt
Organism: Octopus bimaculoides (California two-spot octopus)
Lineage: Eukaryota; Metazoa; Mollusca; Cephalopoda; Octopoda; Octopodidae
Source: RefSeq, a predicted model, not a curated record
CAGGUGUUCCGAUAUUUGGGAAGGUCUCUCAGGAGUAUGUCAAACCAUUCUAUAUAAAUGCUGAAACUUUACAGAAUCUCCAGUUUCCUGCCAGAUAUCGUUGCAUUUAUUUGCUAAGCAGCUUCACUCCGUGAGAUUUUCGUCAAUUUAACUUUUAAGAACAAUUCACGAUGCCCCAAAUUUACAACCGAAUCAUAUUUCUCGAGCUUAUCUUCAUUCUGCUGCCAAUUUUAUCAGCAAUAUGCACCGUUAAGGCUGAGGAUGAUGCUGAAGACAUAUUAGGACACAUGAUCAAUAAACGGAACUCUUGGUGGAGCAAGAAAUCGGCUAUCCCUUUAACAGACGACUAUCCCGAUCGUUCAUCACUGGAAGAUUUGCGCUGUGACCAGACGAAAUUCCUUUUUAGUUGCUAUAUCCGACUGUGUGUCUCAGAAUUGCUUAGUUGUGCAAAGGAAGCCAAAGAUUCCAAGCGGUCCUUCAAUGAUUGCAAGAGUGACUACAGAAUGUGCGGUUUGAAAUGCAUGUCAAGCGCGACAUCCUUGUCUGAAUAAACGGAAAGAUUUGCAGAAAAACACAAAUUCCAAACUACUGAUCUGAUUUUCUAAAGCCAACUCUUUAUGAACUGGAAACAAAGUGGAACAAACUUCAUUAUGUAUAGCAAUUUCAAGAAUUAUUAAAAAUACUUAGAUUUAAAGAAA